Messenger RNA from Falco peregrinus (peregrine falcon), 3731 nucleotides. RefSeq names its product tripartite motif containing 55 (gene TRIM55). Gene Ontology annotation, molecular function: zinc ion binding. The record is from RefSeq and is a predicted model, not a curated record. Lineage: Eukaryota; Metazoa; Chordata; Aves; Falconiformes; Falconidae. Bases 178 to 1812 code for a protein of 544 amino acids. The transcript has 10 exons.
GAUGGUAUCUUGUGACGCCACACUGCUAAAAACAGCCCCGGCUCCCUUCGGCCCCUUGUUUAAACAAUGUCCUCUGCCCGGAGCAACCCAGAGAGCCUCUGAUCGCAGCACAGCCUUGGACUUAUUUCAAGGGAAAUUAACCCGGAAACCCCUCCGUGAGGCCGUGAUCCUGAGCGUAUGCCCCUGGACAAGCUAGGAAUGAGCACCUCCCUGAACUACAAGUCCUUCUCCAAAGAGCAGCAGACCAUGGAUAACCUGGAGAAACAGCUGAUUUGCCCCAUCUGCUUGGAGAUGUUCACCAAGCCUGUGGUCAUCCUGCCCUGCCAGCACAACCUCUGCCGGAAAUGUGCCAGCGACAUUUUCCAGGCCUCCAACCCCUACCUGCCAACCCGGGGAGGCACAACCAUGGCAUCGGGAGGUCGCUUUCGCUGUCCCUCCUGCAGGCACGAAGUUGUCCUUGACCGGCAUGGUGUCUAUGGGCUGCAGAGGAACCUGCUGGUGGAGAACAUCAUCGACAUCUACAAGCAGGAGUCUACAAGGCCUGAAAGGAAGUGUGACCAGCCAAUGUGCGAAGAGCACGAAGAUGAGAGAAUUAAUAUCUAUUGUUUGAACUGUGAAAUGCCCACCUGCUCCUUGUGCAAAGUCUUUGGUGCCCACAAAGACUGUCAAGUCGCUCCUCUUACAAACGUUUACCAGCAACAGAAGUCCGAGCUGAGUGAUGGCAUUGCAGUCCUGGUGGGGAGCAAUGACAGAGUGCAAGGGAUAGUCACACAGCUGGAGGAGACCUGCAAGACAGUUGAGGAAUGCUGCAGACGACAGAAAGAGCAGCUGUGUGAAAAAUUUGAUUAUCUGUAUUCUGUACUGGAAGAAAGAAAAAAUGAGAUGACACAAAUAAUUACUAGAACCCAAGAGGAGAAACUGGAACAUGUCCGCUCCCUGAUAAAGAAGUAUGCAGACCAUUUGGAAGCUGUGUCAAAGCUUGUUGAAUCAGGAAUUCAGUUCAUGGAAGAACCAGAAAUGGCUGUGUUUUUGCAGAAUGCCAAAACAUUACUACAAAAAAUUACUGAAGCAUCUAAAGGAUUCCAAAUGGAAAAAAUAGAGGAUGGGUAUGAAAACAUGAACCAAUUCACAGUAAACCUAAGUAGAGAAGAAAAAAUAAUACGAGCAAUUGAUUUUGACAGAGAGGAGGAGGGUGAAGAGGAAGAGGAGGAGACAGUGGAUGGUGAAGAUUUGGAUGAAGUCCACACAGAGUCAUCAGGAGAGGAGGAGGAGGAAGAGGUGGAGGAGGAAGGUGCUGAGAGAGCACCACAGCCACCUCAGCAGGACCCUGAACCACAGAGCACAGCGGGAGACCCCUCUGCUGAACCUGCUCCGGUGCCACUACCCACCACCCUGGCUGGUCAGGAUGAUGUUGUGACACCAAGUGGUUCUCCACAGACCCCAGAGUCUGACACUCAAGUGCCGGCCACAGCAGAAACCAUCGACCCCUUGCUUUACCCUAGCUGGUAUAAGGCUCAGUCGCGGCAAUCAAGCAAUCUGAGCUCAACCCCGGUGAGUGGGUUGGGGAAAGUAGGGCCUCCUGUUUCUCUGGAAACAAGUGCAAAGAAGGCGGAAGCCCCAUCAGCGGCAGCAACUGAGGAGAGUGCACUGGGGAGUGGUAAGGAAAGUAAUGCCACUGCAGCAACGUCCAAGACUGGUUCUGAACCAACCCCUCAAGGACGAGUGGAGGAAACUCUUGUGAGCAACGAGAGGGGUGACGAGCCGGCUCGUCAUGUCUUCUCCUUCUCCUGGUUGAACUCACUGAAUGAAUGAUGACUCACUCUGGCUGGCUUCUGGCAUGCUUCUCCUGGGAGGGACCAUGAGCGCAGGCAGCCUGGCUGCAUUCAACAAAGAAACUGGCCUGGAAAGGGACAUCCAAGCAGGCUUUGUUCCCAGGAACUCAGCUGACCUCCACAUCGUACCCAGCCCUUGAGACGACAGUCCUGAGAGGGGUGGGAGCAUGAGGACAAAUUACUAUACUGUCUUGUAGUCAGAGUGUUUUCCAAUAAUUUCUUGUUUCCAAGGGGAAAAUAGCAUCACUACAGCUGUAGGCUGAGCACUGCUAGUGUUUUGUUACUUUUUGGCACGUCCUUGUGUAGGUGUAAAUGCUUCACCAAUGUUGUUAGCUAAAAUGCUGGUAUGAUAUUCACUGGUAGCAUCCUUUGCCAAAACAGCAUUUCUCCUCAGUACCCUCCUGCGUCACCGCUUGUCCGUGCUGGUGACUUCAGUGACACUAUCGCACCCUUGGCAGCCCCAAGUCAGGGCUGUGUCUAAGCAACUCCCUGCAGUCCCUUGUAGUCCCCAUAGCACCAGUGCCUCCUUAGCUGCAGAGGAUGAACACAGGAGGGGAGAGGGAAGCUGCCAUUUCUUCCUUUGUGCUUGCCCUUCCUCCUAAGCCACAACAGAUGACAUUCACAUAAACAGAUUAUUUGUAGGGAAGGUGCCCAACAGCAGGGGUGAGGAAGAUGCACACGCUGGAAGCACUGACCGUGUGGGGCAGAUGCUGGAGUGCUGCUCACGUCUGUCCAGCUGUAAUCUGUGUCUAUUGUCUUCUCAGUCACCCACAUGUGUAGGAAAAAGGGCAUGUUCUUGCAUGAAAGCAGAAUGCCCUGGGAUGGUAUUCAUUCAAGGUUUAAUUUGAAGGCCCCGUGGUGCACUGCAGAAAAGGCAAAUGCUGAAUGUCCUGUUCUGUGUUCAUGCAGAUGUUGAGCCGUCUAAUGAAAUCAAAUUUAUGUCUUAAAAGAAGCUCCACAAGUUGUACCGCAGAUGACACUCUGCAAGUUUUGUCACUGGGGACAGGGUGUCAGCACUCAGUAGUGUUUGAGAGCUUGGCAGGUCACUGGGAGUGCUCGGUGCCAUAGGGGACCAGGUGUCAAGCUCUGCACUAGGGUUAAGUGUGGAUCCUUCCCCGAGAUCUGAGCCAGAGGCCCUGACCACACCAUUUUGGCAGCGGGCUGUGCCGGGCCGUGGGGCUGUGCUGCACCCCAGCAGGACCUGUGAGCUGGCCGUGCAGAAGCAGCGCAGCACCUGGUUAGCAGGCUGCGAGGGGUCAGCCCCACUCCUGACCACCCCUCACUACAGGGCUGUCACCCCUCGCCUCACCUGUAUCCGUUUCCCCUGGAAAAUGCUCCCGCCGGCGCAGUUUUGGAGGGCUGCACGGGCGAGCUCGGCGCGAAGCUUUCAGGCUCGCACAGGCCAGAGCGAGUGCUCCUCUGCACCGCCGCUGCCACCGCAUCGCCUCCGGCUGCUGGAACAGCUUUUCCCUGGGAUUUGGUUUGAGGUGAGGGAUUUCCUAUUUUCUCCCGGUCGUCCUGGAGAAUUUCCCCCAGUUCCUUCUGGGAAGUUUCUCCACGCCCACCGACGCCUCCCCAGCGACCCCGGGAGGGACCCGGGUCGGGCGCGGCCUCCGGGACGGGGGAAGACGAAGCGGGGGGAGCUGCCCGUUUGGGGUGCGGGCGGGUGAGCAGAGCUGGGAAGAAAACACAGAAGAGACGCGGGAGCGUCUCGCCCGUUUCCCAUCGCGGCGCUCCGGCGGGAGGAGGCUGCCCGGCCGCGGCCGCAGCGGCAGGAGCCGGGGAGCCCCCGCAGGGUGCUGCUGCGCUGGGAGCCGGCAGGGCUGGGGGCGACCGACCGGCCGCCCGCUCCCCCCGCCCCGUCCCCAGCUCCCGGGCGCAGCCUGUGCCGAGGGCGGC